Messenger RNA from Guillardia theta CCMP2712, 525 nucleotides. RefSeq lists its product as hypothetical. Gene Ontology annotation, cellular component: nucleus. The annotation marks the transcript as partial. Lineage: Eukaryota; Cryptophyceae; Pyrenomonadales; Geminigeraceae. Gene Ontology annotation, molecular function: 5'-3' exonuclease activity; 5'-flap endonuclease activity; flap-structured DNA binding. The record is from RefSeq and is a predicted model, not a curated record. Gene Ontology annotation, biological process: interstrand cross-link repair. The transcript has a single exon.
UGCGGGGUGGAGGAGCUGGCCAUGCAGCAUUACGAGCAGGAGGAGAGAGGGCGGUGGAAGGGGAUACACUGUGAAGGCUCUCCCCUCCGCUUCCUCUUCUCCCUCCUGUUCUGGGACGUGAUCUUUUCCUCCGACGUCCCGGAUGCCUUCCUCACUCCCUUCCAGGACGCACCCAUCGACCUGGACUUCCAUCCGUUCUUCUACAAGAGGAGGGAAGCGUUGAUCCUUGCUCGCAUCGCAGACCUCGAGCUCUGGAGCGACCAGCAGCUGCUCCUGGAGCUGCGCGAACGCUGGCAGCAGAGCUUCGGGACGCUGUGCAGAGGAGCGAGCUGGGGCUCCUGCAGCCUCUCCUUCCUCCAGCUCGUCGCUCUGUGCCUGGGAGGGAGGAGAAUCAGCGCGAUAUGCCGCGCCCUCUGCAUCAACUACCGUCACUUCUCCGGGGGGAUGCCGGACCUUGUGCUGCUGCGGGGGAGGAGGCGGCAGCGAGGAGGAGAGGGAGGAGGAGGAGGAGGAGAGUGGGAGGAU